AUGAUGUUUUCCAAGAAAAAGAAGAAGCCAUUGAUUUCUCCACCUAGUAAUUUUGAGCAUAGAGUACACACUGGUUUUGAUAAAAGAGAGGGUAAAUUUGUUGGAUUACCACUACAAUGGGCUUCUCUUGUGGGUAAUAACCAGGUUCUCAAAUCUACAAACAGACCAUUACCAUUGGUAGACCCUUCUGAAAUUACUCCAACUGAAAUAUUAGACUUAAAAACAAUAGUGAGGGGUGAUCAUCGUACUACCUCAAUAGCUGCUGUAUCAAGACCAGUCUCCACAAAUCCAACUUGCCAGCCCAUACAAAAUGGAGUUAUUCUACCAAAAACUUCUAAUGUAGCAAGAUCCAACUCAUUGAGAAGUACAAGCCCACCAAGAAUUAGAAGAGAUCUUCGUAAUCAACCAAACAUUCCACCUUCAGUUCCUGAAGAGUCACCUCCAGUUCCACCAGCUCCUCAACAGUAUCCAAGCUUAAGACGUGAACAUAGUAAUUAUGCAUUAAACAAGCCUAUUUCAGAUUCUCCUGUGGAGUGGGCUCACUCUCAUGAAGCUACAGUAAGACCUGUCACUGAAAUAAAUGACAACCAAUUAGCAGCGAUGACAUAUCAGAAUAUACAGAAUGCGAAUGCUAAUAUGCCUUACCAUAAUCAUCCACCACAACCUAUGGUUCAGGGACAUGGAAUGAAUGGAAAUAAUAAUUUAGGUGACACAUAUUCAUUGCGGCAGCAGCCCGGACCUCCUGCACCUCAUGUGCCUAUAACUGAAUCCAAACAUGAAUUACGAUUAACACAUGAACAGUUCCGUGCCGCCCUGCGUUUGGUGGUGAGCGAGGGGGAUCCCCGCGAGACGUUGACGGGGUUCAGUAAGAUCGGCAAAGGCAGUACAGGUGUGGUGUGCGCGGCGACCGACACGCGCACGCGCCGGCGGGUCGCCGUCAAGAUGAUGAACCUCAAGAAACAGCAUAGACGGGAGUUGCUCUUCAACGAAGUCGUGAUAAUGCGCGACUACCCGCACCCCAACAUAGUGGAGAUGCACGCGUCGUACUUGGUGGGCGACGAGCUGUGGGUGGUGAUGGAGUACAUGGCGGGCGCGUCGCUCACGCAGAUAGUGACGCGCGCGCGCAUGGACCCCGAGCAGAUAGCCACCGUGUGCAAGCAGUGCCUUAAGGCAUUGGCAUUUUUGCACGGCCAAGGAGUUAUUCAUCGAGAUAUCAAAUCUGACUCAAUACUUUUGACAGCCGAUGGACGAGUGAAACUAUCUGACUUUGGCUUUUGCGCUCAAGUAUCACAGGAACUACCAAAACGAAAGUCUUUAGUAGGGACGCCAUAUUGGAUGUCACCGGAAGUAGUGUCUCGGUUGCCAUACGGACCGGAAGUUGAUAUUUGGUCACUCGGUAUCAUGCUCAUAGAGAUGGUCGAUGGAGAACCACCUUUCUUCAAUGAACCGCCAUUGCAGGCGAUGCGCCGCAUCCGCGACAUGCCGCCGCCGCGGCCGCGCGGCGCCGCGCGCUGCCCGGCGGACCUGCUGGCGCUGCUGGAGUGCGCGCUGGUGCGCGACCCCGCGCAGCGCCACGCCGCCGCGCGCCUGCUGCACCACCCCUUUCUGCGCCGCGCCGGCCCGCCCGCCCUCCUCGUGCCGCUCAUGCCCAACGAC
This is a messenger RNA of Brenthis ino (lesser marbled fritillary), 1656 nucleotides long. The record is from the annotation of a GenBank genome assembly. Lineage: Eukaryota; Metazoa; Arthropoda; Insecta; Lepidoptera; Nymphalidae.